AUUAUUAUGUGAGUUUAUUAGAAUGCUAGAAUGUUGCUCGGCCUCGUUGUGGGCUUAUGCAAUUUGAUCCUAGUCUAAAGAGGCGCUCGAGCACCUGGAGUACACGGCCUACAAUGCGAACCCUGCUUCUGAGGCGUCUUUCUACUCUCUACUUCUGCUGUCUUCUCUUGGCUUCCUCAGCCUCAGUCAGGAGAGUUGCCUCUCCUCACCUUGGCCUUCGGUCACCACCUACUCUACCUCCAUUCAGCUUCCUCAGCCUCAGUCAGAAGAGUUGCCUCUCCUCACCUUGGCCUUCGGUCGCCACCUACUCCUCCUCCAUUCAGCUUCCUCAGCUUCAGUCAGGAGAGUUGCCUCUCCUCACCUUGGCUUUCGCUCAAGCUCGGUACGGGCUCGCCCCGUCUUCUUCCUCGCCCUCGCCUUGCUCUUCCUCCAUGUCUUCCUCUUCUUCGUCAUCUCCCCUCAUCUCCACUCGCAGUCGGUCCUUCUUGUCCACCUUCAGCGAGCAGGCCAGCACAUGCAUCUCUGCGAAUUUACUCACUGCCGUUGCCCGUGGCGAGAACGCGCUGCCCCUCCUUGCCUUCUUGCUCUCUCCUUGCACGCGAGUCCAGCGCUUGCUCUGCAGCCACUUCCCCAGCUUCUCCUUGAGAACGUUGCGCCCAACUCCCUGCUCCUCUGGCAUCUUCGCCCACUCUCCCAGCGACAUGAACUCCAGGCUCCCCGGAGAGUAG
Guillardia theta CCMP2712 is the source of this 728-nucleotide messenger RNA. RefSeq lists its product as hypothetical. The transcript is spliced from 3 exons. The coding region runs from base 114 to 728 and encodes 204 amino acids. The record is from RefSeq and is a predicted model, not a curated record. NCBI's taxonomy places the organism in Eukaryota, Cryptophyceae, Pyrenomonadales, Geminigeraceae.